AUGAAUAUCGGGGUCGGUGUGGGCGAUUUUAUUAAAAUCCUAGAGCUUGUUAUUCAAGCCAGGAAAAGAUUUGUGGAUGCUCCUCGCCAGUAUGAUGCAAUAUCAAAAGAUCUCAGAAACUUUUCGAACGUCGUCCAAGAUAUUGACGUCCUUUUAUCGGGGUGGGAACCUGAGAUCAAGCAGCAAGAAAGUUUGAAAAGUAUCAGUGACGACUCCAUUUGUCUUUUGCAUGAUCUUCUCGCAAGACUUGACAAGUAUCGAGAACUUGGAUCUAGCAGUACGAGUAUGGCCCAGUGUGCGAAGAAAGCCUGGAAAAGAUUAAACUGGGAUCAGGACGACGUUCAAGAUUUCCGAGGACGGUUGUCGUUAAACCUUGAAUUGCUCAAUGGAAUUGAGAGACAGCUAUAUAGUCAAAGAUCCUGCAGGAUUGAACAGGACAUUCAUCAUCUCACCGAGCGAUUCAAUCAACAGGAGCGAUAUGAAAUCUUGAAUUGGAUUGGAACUGUUGACCAUGGCUCACAUCAAAAGCAUUUUAUUUGA
Molecule: messenger RNA, 540 nt
Organism: Fusarium poae
Lineage: Eukaryota; Fungi; Ascomycota; Sordariomycetes; Hypocreales; Nectriaceae
Exons: 3
Coding region: 1-540 (179 amino acids)
Source: RefSeq, a predicted model, not a curated record